This is a messenger RNA of Engraulis encrasicolus (European anchovy), 1119 nucleotides long. RefSeq names its product ribonuclease H2, subunit B (gene rnaseh2b). Gene Ontology annotation, biological process: RNA catabolic process. NCBI's taxonomy places the organism in Eukaryota, Metazoa, Chordata, Actinopteri, Clupeiformes, Engraulidae. The transcript is spliced from 11 exons. Gene Ontology annotation, cellular component: ribonuclease H2 complex; nucleoplasm. Bases 113 to 1024 code for a protein of 303 amino acids. The record is from RefSeq and is a predicted model, not a curated record.
ACCGUGUAGCCACAGUGCAACCCCUGCGUGUUUUCUGCUGCAUGCUUGAUGAUCACUUUGCAAAGAGAAGUGUAACUUUCAGCUACUGACAGGUCACCAGAUUUCACAUACCAUGUCAACAAAGAAGAAGCGUUCCCCUCACGUCGACAAUUCGAGCUGGGUCGUUAUUGCAGCGGAUGAUGCCACCAAAACAACGACAGGCGACCCCACAUUUGUCAAACUCAAAAACCCUGCAACAGGUGUCUCGUCCCUGUACCUGUUUAGCAGUGGAGACUCGGCCGUGUUUGAGGUGAAGGCAUUCACGGAGGACUACCGCUCCUGGUUCAUCGGCCAGACCGUCCAGAGAGAUGGCAGGCUGCUGUAUAUCACCCCAAUGGAGCCGCUUUACCUGUUGCUGCCCUACUUGCAGAAGGCUGGGGCUGAGGGGAAGUUCCAGCCGGUGGAUCAGGUGGUGAUGGACGAAGAGUUCCCAGCAUGCACCAGACUCCUGAGCUGCACACGCUCACUAGCGUCCCUCCGCCACGUUGCUGACGAGAAAGAGGUGGGCAGUCUGAAGUUCCACAGGUAUAGUCAGGAGAAGACCCUGGAUUGGCUGAAGAAGAAGGUAGAGCGGACGGUGGCUGCCCUGAGAAAGAGCAGUGUGUGUGUGGGGGGAGGAGUCAAGUCAUCAACCUUCAUCAGAGUCAAGCAAGAGGAGCAGGCCUCAGAUGAAGACUACCUGCGUUAUGCUCAUGGGCUGGUUUCAGAGUACGUCAGUGAAGACCUCAGCAAAGACUUGCUAAAGCACCUGCAACUACCAGAGCUGAGCAGUCCAAAGCAGGAGCCCCCCGCUAAGAAGCGGAAGCUGUCUGAUAAUCCAGUGGACGCCAAAGACGACUACACCAAGUUCAACAGCUCUGAUUUCACACGCAAACCCCCAAAGAAGUUGACGGCAGCCCAGAAGAGCCUGGCCAAGGUGGACAAGACGGGGAUGAAGAGCAUGGCGUCCUUCUUCAGCCCCAAAGUCAAGCAGGAGAAGAACUAGAGCUGUGUGUGCGAGAGAGAACAACAGUGUGUGUGUGUGUGUGUGUGUGUGUGUGUGUGUGUGUGUGUGUGUGUGUGUGUGUGUGUGAGAGAGAG